Guillardia theta CCMP2712 is the source of this 744-nucleotide messenger RNA. RefSeq lists its product as hypothetical. Bases 1 to 744 code for a protein of 247 amino acids. The transcript has a single exon. The record is from RefSeq and is a predicted model, not a curated record. Lineage: Eukaryota; Cryptophyceae; Pyrenomonadales; Geminigeraceae.
AUGAAGCACCACAUUAAGGAUCGCGGGGUAAGGAGGAGGACGAAAGGGAAGGCUGAGAUCGAACCACGACAAGAUGAUCAGUGGAGUAGAGCUGUGACAGCGGGGCAAGACAAGAAUCAACAACAGCAACAACAGCAUCGUCACCAACAUCUUCACGCUCUGUUUGUGUUUGCCCUGGUCGUCUUGUUCUGGGGAUGUAUUUUUGAUCUCUUGGAGUCCAACGUCACUCUACAGUUCAUCUCCUUGUGGUCCCGCUCAGUAUGUGGCGACAUGGACUGCGAGUAUCAGCCGAGCAUCGCAAGGAUGUUGACUGGCCUUGUCUUCGUUCUUCUCUCGUCGAGCAUGCUGCUCGCCAUGGGCUCCUCAGCCUUUUUUAACGCCCUGGGCUCAGACGACGCGGGCGAGCUGAAGCCUCCAGGACUCUCACUGACCGACAACUUGCUGGGGAUCAAGCUCGAGGUUCCCGUCCUUCACAGGCGUGUCUACGUGGGUCGCUUACUCUACUUCUUGCUCUACGGGUUCCUGUGCGUGCUGGUCUGGAAAGGAUUCGAGCACGUGUGGGAUGGGCUGAGGGAUCUGCUCACCAUCAGUCUCGCCGUCUCCAAGCAGCUCGUGAUCGCCUUCCUUUUUCUGUGCUCUACAACAACACUUGUGAUGAUCGGGGAGAUGUCAAAUCAGUUCGCAGCGACUGAAGCUCAAAGAGACAAGUUGGUGAUGGUGAAGGACGACAAGACAAGGGAAUAA